AUGUCAGGGCUUUUUGAAACGGUUCAUUCGUCGCUUGCCAAUAUUUUGAGCUGUAGUAAAGCUGGAAUUGAAGCGACACGGUUGAUUCAACCGCUUAUUCGGGUUAUUGAAGGUGGAUUUUUGGGGGAAAAGCUUAAAAUUGGGCUGAAAAUGAGCCGGGAAAUGGGGAUUUUGAGCGAUUUUGAGAGAUUUUGUUGCUCUGGCCGAAUUCCCGACAUUUCUAGGCCACUGGAAUUGUACGGCCACGUAAAUUUCAGAAAAAAAUAUAUGGCCGAAUUUUUCAGGUCGCCGAGAAUUGUCGGGAAUUCGGCCACGAAUGAUUUUCGUGUCUUUUGAGCGAUUUUGUUGCCGUGGCCGAAUUCCCGACGUUUUUAGGCCACCGCAAAAGUUCGGCCACGUGUAUAUUUCAGAAAAAUUACGUGGCCGAAGACUUUUCAGGUGGCCGAGAAAUGUCGCGAACUCGGCCACGCUCUCGAAAAUUAUGAUUUUCGAAGAAUUAGAGCAAUUUUGUUGCCGUGGCCGAAUUCCCGACGUUUUUAGGCCACCAAAAAAGUUCGGUCACGUGUAUAUUUCGUAAAUUUUAGAAAAAUAUGUGGCCGAAUUUUUCAGGUGGCCGAGAAAUGUCGGAAACUCGGCCACGCUCUCGAAAAUUAUGAUUUUCGAAGAAUUAGAGCAAUUUUGUUGCUCUGGCCGAGUUCCCGGCAUUGCUAGGCCACUGGAAAAGUUCGGCCACGUGUAUUUUUCGUAAAUUUCAGAAAAAUUACGUGGCCGAACUUUUUUGAUGGCCGAGAAAUGUCGGAAAUUCGACCACGCUUCAAAAUCAAUGAUUUUCGUGUCUUUUGAGAGAGUUUUGGGCUGUGGCCGAAUUCCCGACAAUUCUAGGCCACCGGAAAAGUUCGGCCACGUUUUUUAAAGGUGCUUUGAAUUUUGGGAAGCUCAAAAAUAUUUUUUUCGAAAUCUUUUAUGAAAAAAAUUUAAAUUCAAAUUUUAAACGUGAACUUCCACGUGUAAAUUUCCGAUUUUCUCCCCAAAAAACCCAAAUUUCAAACUUAUUUUUGAUUUCCAGCCGGUUCCGAAUACGUUUCAAAAGAAGAACGGGUCGCAUGUGCUGGAGCUGUUCUACUCGCCUCAAAAUUGCUGCUCCUUCAAAAUCAAAAUGCAAAUGAAUUGACGGGUUUGGAAAAAGUGGAACUUUUUCGAUUAUUUGAUCUCUGUUUGAUGAUUUUGGACAAAAAUCCGGCGAAUGUGAGUGUUUAAAACUUAUUUUUGUUGGAAAAUUUGAAUUUUUCGGGUCAAGUAGGAUUUGAGCUUUGAUUUGCACAAUUUUGGAUGGAAAUUGCUCAUUUUAGCAGGUGAAAAACUAUUGCUCAUUUUAAAAUUUCUGUCGCUAAAAAUAUUUAAAAUUCAAAUUUCUACGUGAAAAAAUUAAGCAUUGCUCAUAUUAAAGCCAAAAUUUAGAAUUCAAAAAAUCGAAAAAAAAAAUUAGCAUUGCUCAUAUUAAAGCCAAAAUUUAGAAUUCAAAAAUCAAUAAAAAACUGGCAUUGCUCAUAUUAAACUUACAAAACUUUUCCCAACUUCUUCCAGCUGCCCUCACUCCAAUACAUCAAUCUCCAACCAAUUUUGCUAGCCGAAUUCGAUUUCUGCGAUUCUCCAACAAAUCUCGAAUUCAGCGAUUUCAUCGAACAUCUCUUCGAUUUCAUCCAAACAUCGAAUCACCUCUCAAAUCCCUUCAAUUCUCCCAAAAAUCUCAUUGUUCUCAGCAAACAAAUCACAAAAUUCCUCAAAAUUCUCCUAGAUCCUCAAAAAGAUGUUGAAGUUCGCAAGAGAUCAGCGAGACUUUUGGAGAAGUUUUGCGAUAAAUGCGGGAUUCAAUCGCUGGCUACGGUAGCGCCGGGAAUUUUGUCGAAGUUGUUUAAUGUUCUGAGAAGUGAUGAGAGGUUUUUCGAGAUAUCUGAGAUGGUUUUGGAGAUCUUUGGGAAGAUCACAAUUAGAUGUUUGAGUGAAUCAGAUGCCUCCGAUGAAGAUCAGUCGAAUGGCUAUUCAGAAGAUCUGAAGGCAAUUCUAGUUGACCUGGAAACAUCGAGACAUCAAAUCGUCAAAAAUGUCAGGGAAUAUUUAAAAAUUAUUUGUGGAAACCUCGUGAAUCAUCGACAAACAUCAACGAAGAUUAAACUUCUAGAAAUUAUCAAAAUUCUACAUCCGAUUCUAGAAUUAGAUCCAAUUAUUCUAGAUGUUUAUCUGGUUUUGAAUAUGAAUUCAGAUUCAGAAGUCGCGAAAAAAUCUGUAGAGGAUUUAUUGAAUUUAAUAGAAGAUCAGAAGUUUUAUCAAAUCGCGGAUGUUUGAAAAAUUGGACGAAUUGACGAAUCGAAUUCCGGUGAUUGUGAGAAGUGGAACGAAUAUUGAGCCGACUUUUGAGAUGUUGAUUUCGGUGUUGUUUGGAAUUCGAGAGGAUUUGGAGAUGUUGUGUGUGACGAGAGCGAAUUGUGUGGUGAAUUUGAUACGGUACGGGGUUUUUGGGGCAGUUUUUGAGCUAACAUGAGCAAUGCUGAUUUUUUGGAAAAAUUUUCUGAAUCUUGAAUUCAUUUCGUAAAUCUUGAAAUUGAAUUUCAAAUUGAAAAUAUUGAAAAUUGAAUUUUGAAUUUAAAAAAACGCCAGAGAAAUCAUAACAUGAGCAAUGAUUUUCUAUCUGCGAUUUAAAAUGAGCAAUUUUGCCACCUGGCAGCCAUAAUGCUCUUUUUCAUAAAGCUUAACAUGAGCAAUGCUGAAAAAAUACAUAUUAAGCCUAUUUUUCAACAUUGCUCAUGUUAAGCUAUAUCUUAUUGUUAGCCACAGAAAACGCUCUAAAAUAUUUUUGAAAAUUAAUUUAACAUGAGCAAUGCUAGUUUUUUCGCUCGUAAAAAUUGAGAGUUUUGAAUUUCACAUGAUUUUUUUAGCGCCAGAAAUCAUGAGCAUUCUGAUUUUUCUAACAUGAGCAAUGUCAGAUGUUUUUUGUGAAAAUUUUGUAAAUUUUGAAUUCUAAAUUUUGGAGCCAAAAAAUAUAAUAUGAGCAAUUCCACAUGUUUUUUCUAAUUUUUUUGAAUUUUUUUGGCCUCGUGGCGUUUUUUCUAACAUGAGCAAUGUUGGAGCAGCUAUUAUGCUUUUUUUUAAAUAUGAGCAAUGGCAGAUGUUUUUUGUAGAAAUUUUGUAAAUUUUGAAUUGAAAAAUUUGAAAAUUGAAAAUUGAAUUCUGAAUCAAAAUAAACACCAGAAAUUAUAAAAUGAGCAAUGUUAAACCGAAAAAAUUGAAAUUUUGAAUUUUGAAUAUUUUUUUAGCGCCAAAAAAUUUAACAUGAGCAAUGCUGGUUUUUUCCCGAAAAAAAUUGGAGUUUUGAAUUCUGAAAAAAGUUUAAAAUGAGCAAUUUUGCCACGUGGCAGCCAUAAUUCUCUUUUUGUUUCAUAUGAGCAAUGUCAGAUGUUUUUUGUAAAAAAAAUUUUUGAAUUUUUUGGCUUCGUGCCAUUUUUUCUAACAUGAGCAAUGCUGGAGAAGCUAUAAUGCUCUUUUUUUUUAUUAAAUAUGAGCAAUGUCAGGUGGUUUUUGUGAAAAUUUUGUAAAUUUUGAAUUGAAAAAUUUGAAAAUUGAAAACUGAAUUCUAAAUAAAUUUUUUUGGCUUCGUGGCAUUUUUCUAACAUGAGCAAUGCUGUUUUUGGAAAAAAAUUUGUGAAUUUUGAAUUCUAAAUUUCUGUGCCUUAACAUGAGCAAUGCUAGUUUUUUUCCCCGAAAACAAUUAGAGUUCUAAAUUUUGGCGCCAGAAAAUUUAAAAUGAGCAAUGCUAUUUUUAUCUGCGAUUUAAAAUGAGCAAUUUUCACUCGGUGCAGUCAUAAUUCUCUUUUUUAUAUAGCUUAACAUGAGCAAUGCUGAAAAAAUGCAUAUUAAGCCUAUUUUUCAACAUUGCUCAUGUUAAGCUAUAUCUUAUUGUUAGCCACAGAAAACGCGGAUUGCUCAUAUUAUUCUUGAUAUGAGCAAUGAAUUUGUUUUGAAUUCUAAAAAAAAUAUAAAAUGAGCAACUUUUUUGCCACGUGGCAGCCAUAAUUUAACAUGAGCAAUGAUGCAUUUUUCUUAAAUUACAGUAUUUUUUUCCAGAAGUCUUACGGAUAGCAUAAAAAUCGAUCUGAAACGCCUAAUGAUCACGAGAGCUGAAAGCACUUCGAACAUCUGUGAACACUUGCAAAAAUUCCCGCUCCAAUUCAAUGUCAAAUCAAAAAACGUGGAAAAAAUCGCGAAAAUUCUCUGGAAUCCCGAAUUUAUUGAUUUGAUUUUUGAAGAAAUUCAACAUUCGACUUCGAAUUCCAGAAAAUGUAGUCUGAUUUUGAUUUUGGCCAAUUCUUUGGAUGGAAAUAGUAUUGAAGAAUCGCGGAUUUAUCAAAUUUCCGAAUAUUUUCUGGAAGUUUUAGAGGAACUGUUUUGGAAAAAUCAGAAGAAUUCAGAGAAUUUCGAAUCGUGCUUGGAAAGUUUGAUUUGCAUUUGUUUGGCGAAAUUUGUCGCCUUUUUCGAAGUGAAAAAGAAACAAAAAUCGAAAAAUCUCAUCGAAAUUCUGUUUUUCCUCUUAUUGGAAACCGCGUCGAAUUCAUGGAUCACUUCGGAAGCGGCACAAUUUGGAUUAGAAAGUUUGGGAGAGGUUUGAGCUUUUAAUUUGGGGAAAAAUGCUCAAAUUUGGGGAAAAAUGCUCAAAUUUUGAUUCAAAAUGCAUUUUCUACGCAAAAAUACAUGGCCGAAGUUUUUCUGGUGGCCGAGAAGUGUCGGGAACUCGGCCACGGAUGAUUUUUUGUGGAAUUUGAGCGUUGGCCGAAUUCCCGACAAUCCUCGGCCACCUGAAUUGUUCGGCCACGUAAAUUUCAGAAAAAAUACAUGGCCGAAGUAUUUUGGUGGCCGAGAAAUAGUCGGGAAUUCGGCCACUAAUGAUUUUUUGCCUUGGCCGAAUUCCCGACAAUCCUCGGCCACCUGAAAUAGUUCGGCCACGUUAAUUUCAGAAAAUUACAUGGCCGAACUUUUCUGGUGGCCGAGAAAUGUCGGGAAUUCGGCCACUGAUGAUUUUUGAGCGCAUUUUUUGCCUUGGCCGAAUUCCCGACAAUCCUCGGCCACCUGAAAUAGUUCGGCCACGUAAAUUUCAGAAAAAUUACAUGGCCGAAGUUUUUUUGAUGGCCGAGAAAUGUCUGGAACUCGGCCAUUGAUGAUUUUUUGUGUCAUUAGAGCGAGUUUGAUGCUCUGGCCGAAUUCCCGACAAUUCUAGGCCACCUGAAACUAGAGUCUAGUUUAUUUUUUUAGUUAAAAAGUGUUAAAAAUGUUCAAAUUUUGAUGGAUAAUCGAAACUAGAGUCUAGUCGGUCACGUUUUUUGCUGAAAACUAGAGUCUAGUCUCAUUUUGUUGUGAAAUUUCCAAAAAAUUCUGAAUUUUCAGCAAAAAUCGAUAAAAACUACGGAAAAACAACGACACUCCGCUGGUACGUACGGACGGAGUGUCGUUGUUUUUUUUUCAUUUUUGCGCGUAGGAUUCGGUGUUCGGUGUUGACACACUCUCACAAAAAUUCAAAUAUUUUGCAGACUGAUUCAAGUACAGUACCCGAAACCAUGUCAAAAUAUGGAUCUUACCUAGUUCAUCGAAUCACUUUGGCUUCAACUUCAUCUCAAUAUUAUCCAUUUGCACCGAUUGUUUUUCAACAAUUUUUGAAUCGUUGCAAUGAUUCCGAAUUUUUCGAUCAAUCUCUUGUUAUUGUACAAAAAUUGCUGAUUUCGCUGGACAAUUUCGAGCAGAAAAAUACGAUUUCAUGUUUGAGAGCGCUGAAAGCUUUUGUGAUGGCUGUGAAUCGAUGGUUUCCGGAAUUGGAGGUGAGGUUUAGGGUCGAUUUUAGGCCGAGAAACGGGCUUCAAAAUGAGCCUAAAUAAGCCUGAGUUUAGGCCCAAUUUCAGGCCUUAAAGUGGGCUUCAAGAUGAGUCUAGAUAAGCCUAAAUUUUAGGCCCGAUUUUCGGCCGUAAAGUGGGCUUGAAAAUGGGCCUGAAUUGGGCUUAGUUUAGGCCCAAUUUUGGGCUUCAAAAUGAGCCUAAUUAAGCCUGGUUUUAGGCCCAAUUUCAGGCCGUGAAGUGGGCUUCAAAAUGAGCCUAAAUAAGCCUGGUUUUAGGGCCCAAUUUUAGGCCUUAAAGGGCUUCAAAAUGAGUCUAGGAACGCCUGGUUUUAAUCCCAAAUUCAGGCCGUGAAGUGGGCUUCAAAAUGAGCCUAAAUAAGCCUAAUUUUACAAGGAAUGGUUUUCAAUGUUCCCUCUCAAGGAAAAAAUCGAGAGUAUGUGGAAUGUUGAGGGUUCCCGUGGUAAGAAAACCCUAACGGGAAUAAGGAGAAAAUGCCUUAUUCUCGAGAAAAAUGUAUUUUAGGUCGAUUUUUACACCAUUUUUUGAUUUUUAGAGCAUCUGUAACUCGAUUUUGAAUCUAUUUCAUGAACUUUUCAGGCCGUGAAGUGGGCUUCAAAAUGAGCCUAAAUAAGCCUAAGUUUAGGCCAAAUUUUAGGCUUCAAAAUGAGCCUGAUUAGGCUUAGUUUAGGCCCAAUUUCAGGCUUUAAGAUGAGCCUAAAUAAGCCUAAGUUUAGGCCCAUUUUCAGGCCUUAAAGGGCUUCAAAAUGAGCCCCAAUAAGCCUAAGUUUAGGCCCGAUUUUAGGCCUAAUUGCAGGCCUCAAAGGGCUUUAAAGGCGCACGCUGGAGUACGGUAUAACCUGCACAUCUAACUCAAAAUAACUCGAAAUUGGACAAAAACCAACGGGUGGUACUGUAUGUUCCUUUAAAAAGCUCAUCUAUUUUUUUCCAGGGCCUAGAUCAGGCUCAAUUUUAGGCCUUAAAGGGCCUCAAAAAAAGUCUAGAUAAGCCUGAGUUUAGAUCCGAUUUCAGGUUUUAAAGGGCUUCAAAAAAUCUAAAUAGGCCUAAGUUGGGCUAAGUUUUAGGCUUCAAAAUGAUCCUGAAUUAGGCUUAGUUUAGGCCCAAUUUUAGGCCCAAUUUUAGGCCUUGAAGGACUUAGAGAUAAAUCUAGAAAAGCCUGAGUUUAGGCCCAAUUUCCAACGGGGCCUUAAAGGGCUUUAAAAUGAGCCCCAAUUUUUUUCCAGGCCUAAGUUUAGGCCUAAUUUUAGGCCUUAAAAGGCUUCAAAAUGAGCCUAAGAAAGUCUGAGUUUAGGCCCAUUUUCAGACCUUAAAAUGGUUCAAAAUGAGCCUAAGAAAGCCGAAGUUUAGGCCCGAUUUUAGGCCUUAAAGGGCUUCAAAAUGAGCCUAGAAAAGUCUGAAUUUUUGCAGCCAAUAAAAAUGAAAAAUGAAGAAUCUGACGAAGAAAAAUCGAUACCCACAAAUCAAAUGAUAAUCGUCGAAAAAAAUUCUGACACGCACAAAACACAUGAUCUCCUCAGAAGUUCUCGCAAUUCAAAUUGUCACCCUGGAAAUUAUUGA
Messenger RNA from Caenorhabditis angaria, 7451 nucleotides. The record is from the annotation of a GenBank genome assembly. Lineage: Eukaryota; Metazoa; Nematoda; Chromadorea; Rhabditida; Rhabditidae.